AUGUUUUGUAUGUACACUUUUAUGGGUGUGGCGUUCACUUAUAUAUAUCAGUUAACAUUUUUUACAGCUGUUAUGGCAUAUAGUGGAAAGCGUGAAAGCAGUGGGUUACACGCAAUCACGUUAAAGCCAGUGCUUGCUCCCGAAUCUGCUGAUACUUUACUCAAAAAAAUAUUUUUUACGGGUAGUAAAUCAACAAAUCUUGUUCAUUCAAAUCAAAAUCUGCAAGAAACAAAGAGUCCAAGAAAUAAACAAAGUAUCAUGCAGAAUGUAGAAUCAAGGUUAAGUACGGAGGAUGGAUAUGACAGCAAAAUCAAAUCAAAUUUUAAUGAGGAAUUUUUUGGAUCAUCCCAUCAAGAUACAGUAAUAUCAAAGUUAUUUCGUGAGUAUUACGCCCCAUUCUUGCUUGACAACUUUACUAAAAUAAUUGGCUGCCUACUAUAUAUUGUGUACAUGUUUUUUGCUAUAUUGGGUUGCUCAAUGGUUCAAGAAGGCUUGAAUCCAAAAUUUUUGGUCUUGGAUUCAUUUUAUCUCAGUAAAUUCUAUAUUCUAAUGGAUGAAACGUUUUGGCAAGAAGGUCUUCAGAUGCAAGUUGUGAUAAAUUCGCCUCCAGAUUUGUUUGACCCCAAAGGACGGCAAGAGUUUCGGGAGAUGCUGGAAGACUUUGAGAAUACUCAGUAUACUAUGCAACAUAAUGCAACAAUGAUUUGGCUUGAUGCCUACGAAAGGAAGCUCGAGGAAGAGCUCAAACUACAAAAAAUACCUCUGCCAAUAUCAAGCCAAGAAUGGUAUGAACGAUGUCGAGAAUGGCUGGUAUCAGCAGGAGGACGACGGCUUUGGGAAAAAGAUUUAGUUUGGGCGAACAGAAAAACUGACCCCGAAUCUUCAUAUUUGGUUGCAUUCCGCUUUCAACUUGGCCUACGAAAUUACAAAACUCCAACAGAUCACAUGCGAAGCGCAGUUUUGAUGCGUAAUAUUGCGCUCAAAUAUAGGAAAUUCAACUACAUUGAGUUGAAGCCAGCAUUGAUUCGGAAUUGCAUUCUGGCACUGCUGGCAAUAUUUACAGUAUCAUUUAUAAUGAUUCCAAGUUGGAUCGCAGCACUUGCAAUAGUCUACUCGAUCUUUAGCAUUGAUAUUGAGUCAAUUCCAGGUUUGAUCGGCUUUAUGACAUUUUGGGGUGUACGUUUAGAAAGUGUUUCCAUGAUUACAGUAAUAAUGAGUAUUGGUUUUGCUGUUGAUUUAUCAUCACACAUUGCUUAUGCUUACGUCAAAUCACACGGUAACCGUAAUCAAAAAGCAACUCAUGCAUUGGAAACUAUUGGAUGGCCUGUUUUCAUGGGUGCAUUAUCUACUAUACUUGGCAUUAUGGUACUCACUACAGUUGAUGCAUAUAUUGUACAAAUUUUUUUCAAGACAGUAUUCCUUGUAAUUACCUUUAGUAUGUUACACGGCUUAGUGCUACUUCCAAUUCUAUUAACGUUUGUUUUACCACAGACGACUAAAACAUCAACACAAUCUAACUUUUGUAAAAAAAAUGGACGCAAACAUGAUAAUAAUAACAGUAACAUUGCUUCCACAUCAACAACUAAUGGUAAAAGUUGCACUGAAAGCACCAAUAAAAAGAUAGCUAUCGUAACUCUCAGGGAUGAUGAUUAUGGAAAUAUUGCCCUCUGA
Molecule: messenger RNA, 1671 nt
Organism: Thelazia callipaeda (thelaziosis nematode)
Lineage: Eukaryota; Metazoa; Nematoda; Chromadorea; Rhabditida; Thelaziidae
Source: the annotation of a GenBank genome assembly